CAUGCAUCUCUUCCAGAUAUAUGGUGAUGCUGCUUUUGCAACAACAAUAUUAGAAGGAAAAGGUGUUCCAGAUGUGUUUGGAGUUACUUGGGCCUGGGGUGUUGGAGUGAUACUGGGAGUAACUACUGCCGGAGGCAUUUCUGGUGGCCACAUUAAUCCUGGAGUCACUGUUGGUUUCGCCGCCGUAGGUAAACUUCCCUGGAGAAAAGUUCCUCACUAUCUGGCUGGACAACAUCUUGGAGGAUUUUUAGCAUCAGCUGUUUUAUACUUCACUUACUAUGAUGCCUUUAUGCUCUAUGAUCCAACGCGAACUGUUGUUGGAGAAACCAGGACUGCUUGGGUUUUUGCAACAUAUCCAAGGGAUGGAAUCUCUAUAUUUGACUGCUUUUUUGGUGAGUUAGUUGCUGGAGGACUGCUAAUGUUCACUGUCAUGGCAAUUGUAGACUCCAAGAACUUAAACAUUCCUAAAUAUUUAUGGCCAAUAUUCAUUGGUUUUAUGAUUCAAACAACUGCUCAGACGUUUGGGCUGAAUUGCAUGGCUCCAAUCAAUCCAGCUCGUGAUUUUCCAACAAGAGUUUUUACUGCAAUAGCUGGCUGGGGAAAGGAAACAUUCAGCAUAAGAAACUAUGGUUAUUGGUGGAUUGGUUUAUUGGGUCCCCAUAUAGGCUGCAUUAUUGGGGCUUGGUUCUAUUAUUUGGCUAUAGAACUUCACUUUCCGGAAGAAAAACAAAUUACUGAUGAUGUUGAGAUUCAACUUAAUGAAAAAAAUACAGAAAGAGUAAGAUAAUGAAAACAUCCAAGUGUCUUCACGAAAAAGGACAUUUCUUUUCAAAUCUUACGCAUCAUGCAUUGUAUUUCACUUUAUGUACCAUCAAAAUGAUAUCUUGUUUCAAUACAUUAAACAUACUCAAUAAAGAGAACAUUUUAUAUAAUAA
This is a messenger RNA of Parasteatoda tepidariorum (common house spider), 935 nucleotides long. Lineage: Eukaryota; Metazoa; Arthropoda; Arachnida; Araneae; Theridiidae. The record is from RefSeq and is a predicted model, not a curated record.